This is a messenger RNA of Naegleria lovaniensis, 1986 nucleotides long. RefSeq lists its product as uncharacterized. NCBI's taxonomy places the organism in Eukaryota, Heterolobosea, Eutetramitea, Acrasida, Naegleriidae. Gene Ontology annotation, molecular function: protein binding. The transcript has a single exon. Bases 1 to 1986 code for a protein of 661 amino acids. The record is from RefSeq and is a predicted model, not a curated record.
AUGAAACGAAACCUGUUGUUGUCAAUUCUGUCAUCUCGAUUGACAAGAGCAAGUGCUCGCCAAGAAUUGGGUCAUCCUUUCAAAUUCUUGAAGGCUUCCACACCAGUUGUUGCACUUGGUUGGAAGUCUCUCUUUCCGAAUCAUCAUCAUGGAAUGAGUCAGAUCUCUGCAUAUGAUCCACAACAAGAAGAACGACGAGCUUUUCAUUCCUCUCUUCGCUUCUUCGAACAACAAGAACGAACAUCCAAUCAUGAGUGUUCCAGCCUAACAUUACUAGAAGAACAAUUUCAACAAGUGAUCCAACAAAUACAUUCGGAAAUGUCCCAAUGGAAUGAUGAUCAUCCUCCUUCCUCCACACCUAAAACCUCACACCAUCGAAAACUCUCCAAUAUUCUCUUGAUGGAAUUAUUUCGUUUGGUGGAUCUGGGUCCGGGUGCCAUGUUGAGUAAAUUGCAAGAAGUAGACUCAGCGUUUGAUCGCAUGCGAGACUAUUUGCUCUAUCGAGAACUUCAUUUGAUAUUUCUGAAAGGACUCUUUCAAGAGUGGUUUGAUAUACAGAAAUUGCAAACGCUUUUUGAACAUGAUAAUCCUCAUGGAGGUAUUUACAAGUAUCCGAAAUUAGCAGCAACAGACACCACAGUACAACCAUGCUACAAGGACGAGACGCACUUUUUAUGUUGUGUUUGGGAUUCAAAAGUAGCAAUUGCCGCUGCUUUACCUCGAGGAGUCGGCAACAGGAGAGUAUUCACCAAGCAAGACCUUAUUGCAAACUUUUAUUGGUUGUUUACUCGGUUUAGGGACAUGCCAACAGAGAAACAAGCUCUCAUCGAUUAUGCCAAAAUGGUGUUGAAUGGUUAUAAGGAAACAAAGGAAGCUUAUUUGAAAAGUGUGAGGAGAGAGAAUGUCGACGAUUUCAACACUCGAAUGUAUGAUGUUAUGGAGAAUGUAUUUGCAUUUACGAGAGAAACUUUCACAGAAGAUGAAUUUGAUUGGUUUGAAGAUUUGGAAACAAAUUUACCAUUGCAUUUGGGAGCUUGUUUGAAGGCUAUUGAAAUUCUCUCUCAAUUUAAACAUUAUCAAGACUAUUCCCAAAUGUUGAAAGACUUGGAUAACUGUGUUAAAAUCAAUCCAAACAAUCCCUAUAUUUUAUACUUGAAAGCAUCACUAUGUAGACAUUUAAUGAGCGAUCCAAGACAAGAGACUGUUGCUUUUUAUCAAGCUGGAAUUGAAUCUUGCAAUGCCGCAUUGGAUGUCAUGAAAAAUCACGUGAAUAUUCAUUUCACAUCAGCAUCACCACAAAGAGAUCGAUUGACAAAAACCAGAUUCGAUGCUGAGAAUGAUAUUAAUUCCAAUGAAGAAGAUGAGCUGGCACAAGAACCAAUUCCAGAUCUAAAAUUCACACCAAUUCUCUUUUUACGGGCUGGAAUUUAUAAUUUAUAUGCUGCUAACCCUUCACUUCAUCCUUCGUCAAAAAUACGAGCUGGAAUGAGUGCUUUAAAUGAUUUGAAACAAGUGGAAAGAUUUUCCAGAAUGCCCAGCGAAUCCAGUUUUUUGAACACAAAAGGAUAUGCCUACUAUUGUUCUCAACAAUUUGAAAAAGCGGCUACAUGCUUUGCUGCAAUUGAGAAAUUUGAACAUGUCAUUAGUCGUGCUUCGAUUAUUCAAGCCAUUUGUUCGACUGCGACCUGUGUGAUGGAAUUGGGUUAUACUGAUUUUUGCUUGGAAAAAUUAGAGGAAUAUAUUGUUAAAUAUAAUCAUCAUCCAUCAUUGGUUGCACACAAAUUGGAUUGUCAUCGAGUAUCAUGCCGUUCCAAAGAUGAUUUGAAAAAUCUGUUACCCAUGCUCCAUAAUUUUGCAAAUUCUUUGAAAAAUACUUCACAAACAGAUCCAGAAAACUUCAAGAGAUACUAUGCAGAGACAAUAGGAUAUAUUGAAAAAUUUCAGAAGAUUGUUGAUAAUCCAUCUUUUCCAGAGAGGUGGGGUUAA